Messenger RNA from Lotus japonicus, 2140 nucleotides. Its product is annotated as probable sphingolipid transporter spinster homolog 2. The coding region runs from base 347 to 1939 and encodes 530 amino acids. NCBI's taxonomy places the organism in Eukaryota, Viridiplantae, Streptophyta, Magnoliopsida, Fabales, Fabaceae. Gene Ontology annotation, cellular component: membrane. The transcript is spliced from 16 exons. Gene Ontology annotation, molecular function: transmembrane transporter activity. Gene Ontology annotation, biological process: transmembrane transport. The record is from RefSeq and is a predicted model, not a curated record.
AUGUUAAUGUUAAAGGAAUCAAACAUAGAUACUUUUCGUUGUUACAGCAAACACAACCUGGAUUUUCCAUCAAAAUCUCACCUAUAAAUUGCAAAAUUACAAUUUCACACCAAUUCAAUUUUCUUCCAGAGAAGAAGAAUCAAAGAGAAGAAGAAGAAGAAACAGAGCUUAAGCUUUUGUCUCUGUGGAGGAACAAGAGCUUAAUGCUUAUUGUUGUUCUUCUUAAUCUUCGAGUCUUGCUUUGAUUUGAUUCUUCCAACUGCCAUUCAACUUCAAUUUUCAAUUUUCAAUAAAAGGGUCAUUGUCAAAUUUAAAAAAGAUUAUUUUUUUAUUAUAAUAUAUUGAGAUGGCACAACAUGAAGCAAAACCUGAGACUUUGUCUUCUUCCCCUAAACCUGAGCCUUCUGCGGAGCCAGACAUGGCUACCAAGUCCACUAUGAUUCCGGCAACUUCAUGGUUUACACCCAAGAGGUUACUGGCUAUAUUUUGUGUGAUUAACAUGUUAAACUAUUUGGACCGAGGAGCGAUAGCGAGCAAUGGGGUUAAUGGAAGUCGUGGAACUUGCACAAAAGGUGGUACCUGCACGUCUGGAACCGGAAUACAGGGUGAUUUCAACUUGAACAAUUUUGAGGAUGGAGUUCUAUCAUCUGCAUUUAUGGUUGGACUUCUUAUUGCUUCUCCAAUAUUCGCAUCUCUAGCAAAGAGUGUAAACCCUUUUAGACUUAUUGGAGUUGGAUUGUCAGUUUGGACUGGUGCAACCUUUUGUUGUGGUUUUUCUUUCAAUUUCUGGACCAUUGCACUCUGUCGAAUGCUUGUUGGUGUUGGUGAGGCUUCAUUUAUAAGUCUUGCUGCUCCUUUCAUUGAUGACAAUGCCCCGGUUUCACAGAAAACGGCGUGGCUUGCUAUAUUUUACAUGUGCAUACCUGCUGGAUAUGCAGUGGGCUAUAUCUAUGGUGGUUUGGUAGGAAGUCAUUUUGGUUGGCGUUGGGCAUUUUUUACGGAGGCUGUAUUGAUGCUUCCAUUUGCUAUUUUGGGAUUUGUUAUGAAGCCUUUGCAGUUGAAAGGUUUUGUCCCUGCUGAUUCUAAGAAGGCGCUGACAUCUGAGACAGUAGGGUCUGAAGUUCAAGAUGUCGAUGCUUCAAAUGGAAAAGAUGAAUCAUUGUCCAUGAAGGCAGAGUUCGGAGCUAAAAGCUCACAUGAACCUUCCGAGUCAAUAUCUGCAAUCUCAAGAUUUCUGAAAGACAUGAAAGAACUUUUGCUUAAUAAGGUUUUUGUCGUCACUGUUCUAGGUUACAUAGCAUACAACUUUGUCAUAGGUGCUUACUCGUAUUGGGGUCCCAAAGCUGGUUAUAGCAUAUAUAACAUGACUAAUGCAGAUAUGAUAUUCGGAGGAAUUACAGUUGUAUGUGGAAUUUUGGGCACUUUAGCAGGAGGCUUUGUUCUUGAUUUCAUGGAUAACACCCUUUCAAAUGCAUUUAAGGUUCUCUCAUUGUCAACAUUAAUUGGCGGUGCAUUUUGCUUUGGUGCCUUCUUAUUUAAAAGCAUGUAUGGCUUCUUAGCCUUUUUUGCCAUUGGUGAACUACUUGUUUUUGCCACUCAGGGUCCGGUGAAUUAUGUAUGUCUUCAUAGUGUUAAACCAAGUUUGCGGCCGCUAUCAAUGGCAGUGUCUACUGUUGCUAUUCAUAUCUUUGGAGAUGUACCUUCCUCGCCUCUUGUUGGUGUUGUACAGGAUAAUAUUAACAACUGGAGAACUACUGCGCUGAUCCUAACAACUAUAUUUUUUCCAGCAGCUAUAAUAUGGUUUAUAGGAAUAUUUAUGCAUAGUGUGGAUAGAUUUAAUGAAGACAGUGAGGAUCAAGUAUCAAGUGUUGAAAGGACAACCACAGCACCAUUGCUUCAAGAGAAGACAGGACAAACAUCAGCAUUACAAGAAUGCUGACGUUUUCUUUUUAUUUAUAGAUUUUUAUGCCUGUCCUAGCACAAUUUAUCCCACAAUGCAGUGUAAAUAGCUUUCUUUCUUUUUUUGUUUUUGGUAAUUGGAAUUUUAUUUUCAUUUUGGUGUAAGUAUCUUUUUACUUUUGCUUCAUGGAAAUUAAUCAAAAUAUAUAUAAGAAGCAUGCACCCAUGUAUAUUAGCUCUC